AUGGUAAUUAGUUAAAUGUCAAAACAAACUUAUAAAUUUAAGAGCCUAGGUUCUUAUUUAUUUAGAAUUGAUAAUUUUGCUGUAGUAGAAAAUAUUACAGUUCCAAAGAUAGGUUAAGUUUUAGCUUAAGUUGGAUCGAUUAUAUCAAUAAUCUUUUUGUUGAAGUAUCUUGCAAUAUAUUAUAAUAAAAUGUUAUUAGAAAAUCAAUUACUCUAUGAAAUAGUCUCUAUGUAUUAUCCAGAAAUUUAAAAAAUCAAAUUGAACUAUUUCAAAUAAUUUGAAAUUAAGCAAAAUUCAUAAAAUAAUAUUGAAAGUUAAAAUAUUAAAUAUCAGUACACAUCUUUUAUUAAAAGAGCCAAAGAAAAAUGCAGAUUGAAUAACAUCUUAUAUGAAAUAUCGAGAUUAUAAUUUAUUAUUUAAUAAUAAUUUGGAAAUUAAGUUUUGCAAUAGAGUCAUUAAAUGGGAGGGAAAUUGUCUAAUAAUUUUGUGGAUCAUUAAAAUAGUAAGGAAUCAAAUAGAUUAACUGUUAAACCAGUUAAUUCUAUAGAUUUAGAAAAUGAUUAUGCCUUUUUGGAUCCAUUAGAAAUAUUAUCAAAAUAACCAUGA
Messenger RNA from Paramecium sonneborni, 606 nucleotides. NCBI's taxonomy places the organism in Eukaryota, Ciliophora, Oligohymenophorea, Peniculida, Parameciidae. The record is from the annotation of a GenBank genome assembly.